CAUCAACCCCCUCUCCAUCACUGCACCCUCCCCCAUCACAAAGACCAUCGCAGAGUGUCUCUAAGAUGGCUGCCUCUCUCAGCGAAGACCAAAUCUCCCAGUUCAGGGAUGUCUUUAAGAUCUUCGAUAAAGAUGGAAACGGAGACAUAAGUGCCGAGGAACUUGGCGAAGUCAUGCGCUCUCUCGGCCAGAAUCCUACCGACACCGAGUUGAGGGAUAUGGUCGACGAACUGGAUUUGGACCGGACUGGGACUAUUGAUUUUGAAGAAUUCCUCGUCAUGAUGUCUCGCAAAGUCAAAGACGCAGACCCCGAGGCAGAGCUCCGCGGGGCCUUUGAAGUCUUCGACCAGGACAAGAACGGCACUAUCAGUGCGGAUGAGCUCCGGAAGGUGUUGACAUCUAUCGGGGACGAUGUUACGGAUGCGGAUGUCGAUGAGAUGUUGAAGCUGGCGGAUGUUAAUGGCGAUGGAAGCAUUGAUUACCAGGAAUUUGUGAGGUUGAUGUCGCAGAACUGAGGUGAUGGUUUGCUGUUGGAUUCCCGCUAUACUUUUUAAUCCAUUCGUUUCAAACUACUCUAGUAUAGCAAAAUUGAAUAAUCUGGUC
Molecule: messenger RNA, 603 nt
Organism: Aspergillus versicolor CBS 583.65
Lineage: Eukaryota; Fungi; Ascomycota; Eurotiomycetes; Eurotiales; Aspergillaceae
Exons: 6
Coding region: 66-515 (149 amino acids)
Biological process (GO): spindle pole body organization
Cellular component (GO): central plaque of spindle pole body
Molecular function (GO): enzyme regulator activity; calcium ion binding
Source: RefSeq, a predicted model, not a curated record